CUCUCAAGCUUUUUCAGAAGUGGAGUUGGGGCUAUCAGAAUGCUAUCGGGCCAUGGUAGGUGUGUAUUUGAUGUAUGAGAAGGCAUCAGCCGUGACAAUGGGUUACCCGGUAACCAUUUUGACUCAUCACAGCUUGAGAAAUCUUUUGAAUCAUGGUAAGUACACUUUGACAUCGUCUAGGUUGAGAGAUUACUACAGACUCCUGGAACAGGAGGAUGUCACUUUGGCAAGGUGUACUACUGUGAAUCCGGCUGAGGCCCUCCCUACAUCUGAGGACGGGGAACCUCAUGAUUGUGUGAAAGAGGCUGAGAAAUAUUCAAAGCUCAGGUCUGAUUUGAAGGCACUUCCUUUGAAGGAGGCCGAUCUGGAGCUUUGGACAGAUGGAUCGUGUUACCGGAUUGGUAAUGGUUUGGUGGCUGGCUAUGCUGUCGUUAAAGCCAGUGGAGACCAGUUUGAGACAGUUAAAGCUGAAAUAGUUCCUCAGCCUGCAUCAGCUCAGUUAGCAGAACUGGUUGGUUUGACUGAGGCAUGUCUUUUAGCUGAAGGCAGGAAAGUGACCAUCUAUACUGAUUCAGCUUAUGCUCAUAAUGUUUGUCAUCUAUUUGGAGCUGUAUGGAGAAACCGAGGGUUCA
Austrofundulus limnaeus is the source of this 632-nucleotide messenger RNA. RefSeq lists its product as uncharacterized. The record is from RefSeq and is a predicted model, not a curated record. Gene Ontology annotation, molecular function: RNA-DNA hybrid ribonuclease activity; nucleic acid binding. Lineage: Eukaryota; Metazoa; Chordata; Actinopteri; Cyprinodontiformes; Rivulidae.